Messenger RNA from Lemur catta (Ring-tailed lemur), 1219 nucleotides. RefSeq names its product solute carrier family 30 member 8 (gene SLC30A8). Gene Ontology annotation, biological process: zinc ion transmembrane transport; insulin secretion; response to zinc ion. Lineage: Eukaryota; Metazoa; Chordata; Mammalia; Primates; Lemuridae. Gene Ontology annotation, molecular function: zinc ion transmembrane transporter activity. The record is from RefSeq and is a predicted model, not a curated record. The transcript is spliced from 8 exons. Bases 1 to 1110 code for a protein of 369 amino acids. Gene Ontology annotation, cellular component: plasma membrane.
AUGGAGUUUCUUGAAAGAACUUACCUGGUGAAUGAUAAAGGCACCAGGAUGUACGCCUUCACACUAGACAGUGUGGAACUCCAGCAGAAACCCGUGAAUAAAGAUCAGCGUCCUGGAGAGAAGCCAGAGGAGCUGGAGUCAGGAGGCAUCUACCACUGCCACAGUGACUCCAAGACCACGGACAACAGGGAGAAUGAGCAAGCCCAUGCCAAAUGGAAACUCUGUGCUGCGUCAGCAAUAUGCUUCAUUUUCAUGAUUGCAGAGGUCAUGGGUGGGCACAUCGCUGGGAGUCUUGCUGUUGUGACAGAUGCCGCCCACCUCUUAAUUGACCUGACCAGUUUCCUGCUCAGUCUCUUCUCCCUGUGGUUGUCAUCGAAGCCACCCUCCAAGCGGCUGACUUUUGGAUGGCACCGAGCAGAGAUCUUUGGUGCCCUGCUGUCGGUCCUGUGCAUCUGGGUGGUGACCGGCGUGCUGGUGUACCUGGCGUGUCAGCGCCUGCUGCAUCCCGACUACCAGAUCCAGGCAACCGUGAUGAUCGUCGUCUCGGCCUGUGCAGUGGCAGCCAACGUCGUACUAGCUAUGGUUUUACACCAGAGAUGCUUCGGCCACAAUCACAAGGAAGUGCAACCUAAUGCCAGUGUCAGAGCAGCUUUUGUACAUGCCCUUGGAGAUCUAUUUCAGAGUAUCAGUGUGCUAAUCAGUGCACUUAUUAUCUACUUUAAACCAGACUACAAAAUAGCCGACCCAAUCUGCACGUUUAUCUUUUCCAUCCUGGUUUUGGCCAGCACCAUCACUAUCUUAAAGGACUUCUCCAUCCUACUCAUGGAAGGUGUGCCAAAGGGCCUGGACUAUGAUGGUGUGAAAGAGCUCAUCCUUGCAGUCAACGGCGUGGUGUCUGUGCACAGCCUGCACGUCUGGUCUCUAACAAUGAACCAAGUAAUUCUCUCAGCUCAUGUUGCUACAGCAGCCAGCCAGGACGGCAACGUUGUUCGAAGAGAGAUUGCUAGAGCCCUCGGCAAAAGCUUUGCCGUGCACUCACUCACCAUUCAGAUGGAAUCUCCAGCUGACCAGGACCCUGACUGCCUUCUCUGUGAAGACCCCCGUGACUAGCUCAGUCACACUGUCAGCUUUCCAAGUGUGAUGUCACUCUCAAACUUGCUGCUAUGCAGUUUCUAGAUCAUAAGAAAAGAAGAACCAAAGGAAGAAAUUUAAGAAAUUC